This is a messenger RNA of Parasteatoda tepidariorum (common house spider), 1122 nucleotides long. RefSeq lists its product as uncharacterized. The record is from RefSeq and is a predicted model, not a curated record. Gene Ontology annotation, molecular function: protein binding. Lineage: Eukaryota; Metazoa; Arthropoda; Arachnida; Araneae; Theridiidae.
AAAUCUCAGUAACGUGAGAGAAAAAUGACAUCUGUUAUAUGAUAAUUUCGAAAAUCGAAAUUGUUUAUACAUAUCGUUCUAGUAAAGUCGUGGCAAGUGAUACGACUUCACUAUUCUUCGCCAUGCUCUUCUUCACUUUGUUUGCUUGGGCUCUGCCACUAGCAGUGCUGUCCCUGAAAUAUGAGUGUCCUGAACCUGAGGAUAUCUAUCCUUGCUACUGCGAAGAGGAAGAUGAUGGUGAACCAAACCUAUUUUGCAACCACUUUCACAAAACGGAUCAACUUGAAACAGCUAAAAAGGGCUUGGCUGGGCACAGAAUGUACAAAUUGUCUUUCUUCAUGAAUUGGAUCCUUGAUCCAGUGAAAUCAGAUGCUUUUAAAGGCAUUUCUGUGGAAAAGAUUGUGUUUGAAAACUCCACAAUCACUUUAAAUCCUCCUCAGUUCGAAGGGUUGGAAGGUCACUUAAAAACUAUUCAGCUUCGAGCUAUCUUUAACAAAACCAACCCUGUUGGUUCGUGGUCUUUGGGUCACUUGACAAAAUUGAAGGAGCUGGUCUUAGACAAAAACAAAAUAUUCACUUUGCCUACUAACUGGCUUACCAGCGCUCCAGAUUCCUUAUCAUCGUUGACUUUCGAAUAUAAUGAUAUCAUUACGAUGGAAGACGAAGUAUUUGCAAAAGUAAAAGGUUUAGUUUUCCUUGUCUUGGAUUCGAACAAAUUGACGUCGUUAAAAAGGAACAUGUUUCCAUCGCCAGCGAAACGUCUACGUUCAAUGAGCCUUAAUUAUAAUAAGUUCAGAUAUCUUCCUCACGAUUUGUUCACCGAUAUGCCAGAGCUUCGAAUAGUUGAAAUGACAAACAACAGGCUGCAAGUAUUAGAAGACUACGUGUGGAAAAACGUUUUUAAUCAGCUGACAAAAUUGGAUUUUUCAGAUAAUCCUUUACAGUGUGAUGCUUCAUUGAAAUGGAUGCUGAGUUCCGUUAGCAAACCUGUUCUAUUUUAUGGAGAAUGUGAAACUCCAGAAAAGAAUAAAGGAAAAUCGAUAAAACGUAUAAGGAAAGAAGACUUGGACUAGUUCCUCUAUUUGGAAACUACAUAUAUAAAUAAAUAUUAUUUAGAUUUAA